AGAGUUCAUGUUAUCGUAGUUAAACUUAGCAACUCAUUAUCUUCACAAGUAUCGAAUAUUGCUUGAGUGUUCUACUUUUAAAGUGACCUUAAACCAUUGAAGCUUAAGCUAAGUUAUUGAAUUACAAGCUUGGAAUGAACACUAGUAGAAAAAAUGAAAUAGGCACCCCCCCUUAGCACCGGUUCUUGAAAACUGAUGCCAAAAAAAAUUGGCGGGAUUGAAAAAUUCGGAUUUAGCACCGGUUCACCUUAAACCGGUGCCAACUAUGGUAAUUAGCACCGGUUCAAACCGGUGCCAAUUAAAAAAGACAAAAAAAACAAAAAAAAAAAAAAAAAAAACGGGGUAUGCGUUACUCUGCUUCUUCAUUCUCUUUCCUGUUCUUUUUCCAUUUCCAUUCUCUCUCUUCUCUCUCCUCAUAUGCUCUCCUCUCUCACCUCAACCAAACCUUCAGCCGCAGCCGCAGCCGCAACCGCAACCACCAUGCACCGCUCACAGAUUCUCUCUCCCCUUUUCUUUUCGUGCUCUCUCCUCUAGCCUCCUUUUACCCUAUCAAUCGUUUUCUAGGGUUUAUCGCCCUUGUUAUACCUCUAAAUCUCAAUCUCAUAUCCAAUCACCUCUCUCUAAUUUCUAGGGUUUCAAAUUACAAUGAUGCUGCAAUAAUUGGAGGUUGUAGUUGGUGGUGAUUAAAUUGAUGUUGUUGAACACAAAGAGGCAAACUAAUAUCAGUAGGCUACACUUCUUCUUUCUCGAGAUUAAAAGUUGUUGCUGCAUUUUACUUAGAUUUGUAGAUUUGAGGGAUUGAGGUGGGUUAUCAAAGAGGUUGAGCAUUGGAUGAAUGGGUUGGAAGAUACGUAUUGAUGAACUGCCCAGGUGUAAAAAUCUGGGCUGAAGUUUCCUUUGUUUUUGUGUUCGUUUUUCUGCUGCAUUUUGCCUAUGGGUCAACAAAUCCCAGUGAUGGGUGGAAAGAUUCGUGAUGUGCUUUUUGAAAUUCUUGAGAAUGAAGACGAUGUUGUUAUAAAGCAUGGUGCACAAUCUAGAGAGAGUCGACGUGCAGCUAAACAAGGAAUGCACACAUCAAGGUUUUGCUUGCAUCCUGCCGGCGAUACUCCAUUCGCUUGUCGUCUCUUUGAUGCCAUUGUAAGCCUGUGCAUUCCAGUUAUAAUCAGUGACCAUAUUGAAUUGCCUUUUGAAGAUGUCAUAGACUACAAGAAAAUCGCAAUAUUUGUAGAUACCAACUCAUCAGUGAAGCAUGGCUUUCUAGUUAAAUUACUCCAGACUGUUACCGAACCUAAAAUUUUGGAAUACCAGUAUGAGAUGAAGAAGGUAUUUAACAGAUGCCCAGCCAGCCUGAACAGGACAGAGGCACAGCAGCGCAGCAGAACAGAAACAGCAGCACAGCAAACAGCAGAGCAGUAGGUCAGCCUGAACACACAACAACACAUCAGCCAGCAGAGCACCACCAGCACAAGACAGCCUGAACAGAAGCAAAACCAAUCACCCAGCCAACUUGAACAGAGCAGAAACACAGCCACAGAAGCAGAACAGCCACAACCAUCAGAGUAGAAACACAGCCACAGCCAUCAGAGCAGAAACACAGCCACAACCAUCAGAGUAGAAACACAGAGAUAAGUCUGGAUUAUUUAAUGAAAUGCAAGAAAGGUACUCAGAGAUAAGUCUGGAUUAUUUAAUUUUUUUUUUGGA
Molecule: messenger RNA, 1701 nt
Organism: Chenopodium quinoa (quinoa)
Lineage: Eukaryota; Viridiplantae; Streptophyta; Magnoliopsida; Caryophyllales; Amaranthaceae
Product: probable arabinosyltransferase ARAD1
Exons: 3
Coding region: 934-1416 (160 amino acids)
Molecular function (GO): glycosyltransferase activity
Source: RefSeq, a predicted model, not a curated record